GUUGGAAAAUUUUGAGAAAUCUCUGGAUGAAAAUCUGGUCGGAUCUUGCUUUGUGCCUUGUGGGACUGACUUGAAUACAUACCCCAUCUCCAUUUCUCUCUUCCCUCCUCAACUGUUAGACAACACACACAAGAUCCCUACCCCCCCCCCCUUCUAUAGAAAAAGACGCAAGCUUUUUUCCUUUCACCAUACUUUUCUUUCUGCCUCCCAUCAUCAAUCCUUCUGCUUCGUUCCUUUUUCUCUAGUGCAAUGGGGAUGGCAGCAGCAGAUGCUCAGUUUCAUGUUCUAGCCGUUGAUGAUAGCUUGAUUGACAGAAAGCUGAUUGAGAGGCUUCUCAAGACCUCUUCUUUCCAAGUCACCACCGUUGAUUCUGGUAGCAAAGCUUUGGAAUUUCUUGGUUGGCAUGAUGAUGAUGAUGAUGUUGAUGUUGAUGUUGAUGAUGAUGAGAGAAACAACUCAAAUGAAGCCUUUGUUUCUCCCAAGAAUCAUCAGGAGGUGGAAGUGAAUCUUGUUAUUACAGACUACUGUAUGCCUGGGAUGACAGGCUAUGAUUUGCUCAAGAAAAUGAAGGAAUCUGCAUUUUUGAGGAACAUACCUGUGGUCAUUAUGUCAUCUGAGAAUGUCCCUUCAAGAAUCAACAGGUGCUUAGAAGAAGGAGCAGAGGAAUUUAUCCUGAAGCCAGUGAGGUUAUCAGAUGUGAACAAGCUUAGGCCCCAUAUUAUGAAGUCCAAAUCCAUAUGCAAGGAUAUUAUUCAAAAGCCUGAAAAUCAGGAAAAGCAAGACAACAAUGAAUCAACAGAAACCCAAUUACAGUCACAGUCACAGCCACAGCAAACAUCACAGUCCAAUAACAACAGUAGUAACAAGAGGAAAUCCAUGGAUGAAGGCCUCUCACCAGACAGAACAAGGCCUAGAUACAAUGACAUGACUGUCAUGUCCAAUUAAUCACUACCAAAUAAUCCUUUUUUUUAAUUUUUAUUUAAGACCUUUUAUUUACCUUUUUUUUUAAUU
Molecule: messenger RNA, 1011 nt
Organism: Sesamum indicum (sesame)
Lineage: Eukaryota; Viridiplantae; Streptophyta; Magnoliopsida; Lamiales; Pedaliaceae
Product: two-component response regulator ORR9
Biological process (GO): phosphorelay signal transduction system; cytokinin-activated signaling pathway
Source: RefSeq, a predicted model, not a curated record